Messenger RNA from Drosophila hydei, 677 nucleotides. It is a transcript of the gene MrgBP, whose product is annotated as MRG/MORF4L-binding protein. Lineage: Eukaryota; Metazoa; Arthropoda; Insecta; Diptera; Drosophilidae. The transcript is spliced from 2 exons. Gene Ontology annotation, biological process: regulation of transcription by RNA polymerase II. The coding region runs from base 41 to 595 and encodes 184 amino acids. Gene Ontology annotation, cellular component: nucleus; NuA4 histone acetyltransferase complex. The record is from RefSeq and is a predicted model, not a curated record.
GCCUGUGUGCAUCCAUCCCUGGUUGUUCGCUAUUAGUGCAAUGAUGAUGACGAAGGACGAGUGGUCCGCUGAGGAGGAGUUACAGCUCUUCCAUGCAAUGGAAGGCUUACGACCCGUAGGCAUAAACAAACAUUUCUACAUGUCUUGCAUAGCGGAACGUCUCUCGAAAUCGCUUAACCGUGAAAUGCCCAGUGACUUAAUCUGGAGGCAUUUAAGCACAAUGUACAAACUAAAAGAGCUAGAUGAUCUUGAGGGCUUGCCAUUUCCCAAUGAGGAGCGUGAGUUCUGUUUGCCGGAACAGGAUUACGCCACAUUCGUGAACAAGAAGACGAUUGGAACAAACGCUUUAGAAGAAAACACAGAUGCACCGACUCCCAUUGGAGCACCGAUUUCUGCUGUAGCGACAGAAAGUCACAGUAAAAGCACUAAGCUUGCAGUGGCUCAAGCAAAAGAUAGUGAAAAGAAGAUGCCAACAAAACUUUCGGAUUUGCCAAAAAGACCAGCAAAACGAACUCGGGGUUCCAUGUCAAAUGAAUCGAUUAGCCCUUCGACCACACCUCCUCCCAUGCAGAGCAGCAAGCGCCGUCGUAUUUAAGAGAACAAAUAUAAUUCUUUUUUAGUUGUAGUUAAAUCAUGACCAAACUUUGACUUAAUAAUUAAAUGUAUAUAUAGCAACU